Molecule: messenger RNA, 9185 nt
Organism: Phlebotomus papatasi
Lineage: Eukaryota; Metazoa; Arthropoda; Insecta; Diptera; Psychodidae
Gene: Btk29A
Product: tyrosine-protein kinase Btk29A
Exons: 11
Coding region: 2136-3824 (562 amino acids)
Biological process (GO): intracellular signal transduction; peptidyl-tyrosine autophosphorylation
Molecular function (GO): ATP binding; protein binding; non-membrane spanning protein tyrosine kinase activity
Source: RefSeq, a predicted model, not a curated record
CGAUAAGUCAUAACUAUUGAUUAACUUAGAAAAUAAAUAGUUAUUAUCAAGCUUGGAUCGUAUCAAGCAUGGUCACUUUCCCCUACAGGAUUUCUCUCAGUAUCUCAUUUUCCUUUAAACUUUUAGGGAAGGGGAGGUCAAAUAUGGGUGGUCAGAAAAAUAGUAUUUUUGCUUUUUAGAAAAAAAGAAACAUGACUUCAAAUGGCUCUAUGGAUUUUUUUUGGUUCACCAGUGACCCAAUCGUCCUUAAAGGGUUAUCGUCCUUAAAAGAGUUCUUAUAUUGAUUUACGUAUUUUAGCUCUAGGUUAGCUAUUAACGCUAAGACGGCGGCAGACGUUAAAAAACAUUAAUCAGUUUUAUGUAAAUUUCCUUCAUGCUGCGGUUUAUGAUCAUUGCUGAUUUAAUAUGCAUUUAUUUUUCAUACGAUAAAUGUGUUUUGUAUAUUUCUAUUAAGAAUUUCCUGAUUGAAAAGGGCAUUAUAAAAAAAAUAUCUGAAAUAAUUAUAAAAAAAGGAUUUUUUGUACAAUAUACAAUUAAACGUGGAUUUUGCUCAUAUUUUCCCACUUAAAUUUUGUCUUACUGUACAUUGCAUUUUCAAUAUUUCAAUUUUGAGGUUAAAAGAGUCGUUUUUCGACUAUAACAUCUAUAGUGGCGGUUCCAUUAAGCUGUGAUGUUAAUUGGUAGAAUUUCGCAAGGCCUUUCAUUUGCACUACUAGUGGUAUAUUUAUAACAAUUAGAUCGUUUGUUACAUACAUUUAUAGGCAAAAAACUGAAAAACACUCUUAAGUUAAGAGUUUUCAAUAUCUUUGUAAAAAAUAUUGAGAGUUUGGCUGUAAAAUAUUGAAAUUUUUCUAAAAAGUUGUAGAGCACUAGGGUAAAGUGAUAUAAUUUGGAAUUAGUGUUACAAGUUGGACAAUUCGCCGGUACAAGUUGGACAUGGCUUUUUUUCUUGAUAAAUACAAUACAAAGUUUGUUUCUAAGCACAAGGAUCCAAAUUAUAAAACUAAAGCAUUAAAAAUAUACAGAUAAAAAUUAAGUACUAAAUUUAUCAAGAAAAAAGCCCUAUCCAACUUGUACCAUUGUCCAACUUGUACCACUGUCCAACUUGUACUACUUCACUGUAAGAGAGUCGCUUUUCAAAUACAGCGCCUCUGGUGGCAGUUCUAUUAGGCAGUGACGUUCUAAAAAGUCACAGUAUUUCACAAGACCUUUCUUUUGCGCUACUAGUUGUCUAAUUCUAUGAAUUAAAUAGUUUGUUUUAAGCAUUUAUGAGCCAAAAAAGUGAGAAAGAAACUCUUAAGUUAAGAGUUUUUGAUACUUAAAUUGAAAGAUUAAGAGUUUAGCUGCAAAAUAUUGAAAUUUUAUCCAUUUCUUUCAUCUCUAACUACAAUUUUAUUGAAUAUUGCUGUGUUUGGUAACGAAUAGUAUAAAAAGCAGUGCAUGAUCUAUUAGGUAUUCUCAUAUGUAUUUCACUUUACAAUAUCACUUGUUUUUUUUUUGUCGUUCUUCAUGUAUUGGUGGAAGUCUGCAAUGGAGUUUCACUAUUGCUCGGUGGAGCAAAUGGUGAUCGCCACAGUCACUUCUUGGCAUUUCACGGUUAAAGAAUCGCUUUCAAUUUUUUAGUUAUAAACUACCUUAGUGUUUGUGGGCAUUGCUGCCACUGUUGCCACUCGCAAUUUCUAUUGAGGAACAAUUUAUAGUGAUCAUUCUGGGGAGACUUAUCUUUUGCAUAAUGAUUUUUUGCCUUUGCUGUGUUCAACAGAAAAUUCAAUAAGAAGUGUCUGUUGUUUUUUUGCAAAAACCAGGCAAUACCAUCAUUAUCCAAAAUUUGGCUUCUUUCCUGAGAGAUAUACGCGCAAAUUGGCCUUCUCCCUGCUGAGUCCAUUGCCAGAAUUUCUGUGUUGAGUUUCUUUGCGCAAAUGGAAAAGCAAUUGCGGAUUUCUCCAAGGAAAUAAAUCACUAUAGUUUAGUACUUAAAGGGGUGACCCUGCUAGAAGUUAUCCAAGUUUAAGACAAUUUCUCAAUGAUCGAUUGACAGCCAACAGCGCGAGCAAAGUUUCUCUAAACUUUUAUAACAAUCUGAAAAUACUAAAAAAAAAAAUCUAAGUGAAAUUCAGAAGAAUAACACUGUGACAAUGAUGCUGCUCUCUGCAAUGAAAUUUGGCACCGGAAAUUCUCCCGCCCAAAAUUCCACACGGAGCUCAAGUCCAAACUCUAAUUCCAACGGGCAAUUUAAUCAUCAGCAGCAAACAGUGAACGGAUCAGGGAGUUUGGGUAGUUUGACGCCCACUUCAUCGUCUCAGCAACAGCAAUCCUCCGUGUCGACUUUUAAGAGCGGAGGAGCAGCCUCUGCAAACGGGACACCAUCACUGGGCGGAGUGGUGCCUGGUGCAGUGAUUGGAGCCAGUAGUGUGGUGAUUGAGUCCACGAUGCCAGGCGGAACUGCCACUCCAGGGACGCCAAAUUCAAAGGCAAAGGAUACAUCGUCGAGAGUUAAGAUUGUCGUGGCACUUUAUCCAUUUAAGGCCAUCGAAGGAGGAGAUUUAUCACUUGAAAAGAAUGCUGAAUACGAAGUCAUUGAUGAUUCCCAGGAGCAUUGGUGGAAGGUGAAGAAUCAACAUGGACAGAUUGGAUAUAUACCCAGUAAUUAUGUUAAGGCAAAGGAGUUGCUAGGCUUGGAGAAAUAUGAUUGGUAUGUGGGUGAUAUGUCUCGACAGAGGGCAGAGUCAUUGUUGAAACAGGGAGACAAAGAAGGUUGUUUCGUGGUGAGAAAGUCUUCCACAAAAGGCCUCUAUACUCUAUCUCUCCAUACCAAAGUACCACAAUCCCAUGUGAAACAUUACCAUAUAAAGCAAAAUGCUCGGAUGGAGUACUAUCUGUCGGAGAAGCAUUGCUGUGAAUCAAUUCCCGACCUAAUCAACUACCAUCGUCACAAUUCCGGUGGCUUGGCGUGUCGCCUCAAGUGUUCGCCCUGUGACAGACCAAUUCCCACCACGGCUGGCCUCUCGCACGACAAAUGGGAGAUCCAUCCGUCGGAGCUGAUGCUGCUGGAGGAGCUGGGUUCUGGGCAAUUUGGGGUCGUGCGCCGCGGUAAGUGGCGUGGAUCAAUUGACACGGCCGUGAAAAUGAUGAAAGUGGGAACAAUGUCCGAAGAUGAUUUCAUUGAGGAAGCUAAAGUGAUGACGAAACUGCAAAAUCAAAAUCUCGUGCAAUUGUAUGGUGUCUGCUCAAAGCAUCGUCCCAUUUACAUUGUGACUGAGUACAUGAAGCAUGGAUCGCUGCUGAAUUACUUGAGGCGACAUGAACAGUCGCUGAUUGGGAACAUGGGACUCUUGCUGGACAUGUGUAUUCAGGUCUGCAAAGGUAUGGCAUAUCUGGAGCGACACAACUACAUCCAUCGCGAUUUGGCGGCGCGCAAUUGUCUGGUCGGGAGUGAAAAUGUUGUGAAGGUGGCAGACUUUGGCUUAGCCCGAUAUGUUCUCGAUGAUCAGUACACGAGUUCGGGCGGCACAAAGUUUCCCAUCAAAUGGGCCCCACCUGAAGUCCUCAACUACACGCGUUUCUCCUCAAAGAGUGACGUCUGGGCUUAUGGUGUUCUGAUGUGGGAAGUGUUCACUUGUGGCAAGAUGCCGUACGGUCGUCUCAAAAACACCGAAGUUGUCGAACGUGUUCAGCGUGGCAUAAUCCUUGAGCGACCGAAGGCAUGUGCUAAGGAGAUUUAUGAUAUAAUGAAAAAGUGCUGGGCACAUAGUCCGGAAGAUAGGCCAUCAUUUAGAGUGCUGAAGGAGCAACUAGUGCUUGUGGCACAAGGACUCACAGACUAAAUAAUUUGCGAUAUUUUUCCACCUUUGAUUUUCCUUUAAAGAAAAAAAAAAUAAAGAAAAAAGGAAUUUUAAGGUGGAAGAACAAGAAUUUUAAGAAAAAAAACAUUGAUAUAAUGAAACCUAGUAUGAAAACUCUAAUCGACUUUAUUGCAUUUUAUUAAUACAAUUUAAUAAUGAAUGAAAUGAGAUAGAGAAGAAAUGACACAUUACUGAUCUCCAUAUUAAUUAGUAAAAAAAAAAGAAGAAAAUUAAAAGAAAAAGAGGAAAUAAAAAAAUUAAUAUAAUGAAAAUACAUUCUUCAAAACUUCUAACUCAAAUGAUAUAUUCCAAGAUUUUUACAUGGAUAGAUCUUUGAUAUUUAUUUCCUACGUUGGGUGUCUGCGGAAAUAAUUUAAUGUGUUUUGAUGUGAAGCAUUUUAUGGGAGGUUAUCAGUCUUUUUUCCAUUUAAACUAGUUCAAAGAAAAUUGGAUUUUAUUGCAAUUCAGGUUAUUUUAUCAAAUUAAAACUGAAUGACAGAUUUUUAAUUGAAAAACCAUGAGAAUUUUAGCUCAAUGCUUCCUAAGAGGGACCAUUAACUUCAUUCCGAAAUCAUUUUAAUGUCCAUUGAUUUCUGUUCUGAUCCAUUGAAUUGCAACGCUGAUGGAGCUAUUACAUUGCAAAAUAUUUAAUAAUAAUAAUAAUAAAAGAAAUUCGGCAUUGAACGUUUCAUUUUGCUUGUUUAUCAUGUCACUUGCACUACAAAAAGAUCUUGAAACUUGACUGAAAUUUUCCUAAUGUUUUCUGAUUUUUAGUACAGACAUCAGGCUUGGUUUUCCUGUUCCUAAAAGAAUUUUAACAUUCCACAAGAACAGUCAGACCAUAUUCCAAAUUGAUUACACUUGUUCAUAUAAUUGGAAUAUCUGUAUUGAAGAGAUAUUUUAGUACAUGUGUGUUCUAAAAUAUUUUUUUCAAAAUUUAUACAGGUUGGAGAUAUUCCAUCGCAAAAAUAUUACUUAGAAAGUAACUAGGGUGAAAAGAACGUCUAUUGACACUUUAAGAACUCGUGUCAGCACCUAUUGACACCCUACUCUAUACCAUUUUUAAAUAUGAAAAUUGAACAUCUCUGUUUAUAGUAAAAAGUAUAUUACAGAAAAAACAUUAUAUUACUUAUAUUUUACUAGAUACAUUAAAAAAAUUUCAAUAUUUUGACAAAAGUGUCAAUAGGGGUUCCCUGUCGAACAGACGUUUCUCCGACCCUAUUUGGAAAAGUUUUAAAUUUUUCAUUGGAAAAAUGUUUCUUAAUCGUGUACUAAACGUUUAAGAAAAUUUAAGAACGUGCGUGUGCUAAAUUCUACUCUGAAAAAAAAAAUUGUCAAGAAAGAUUCGGCAAGAGAAUGUUUUUCCACUCCGAAUAUGGAAAAGUUUUGGUAAAUCAGCGGAAAACUGGAUUUUAUUAAAAAUUGUCAAAUGAAUAUUUUUGAAAAAAAUUUGACAGAAAACAAGAUCCAUUUGUCCGCUUACAAAAAGUUUUUUUUUUAUUUUUUCAAUAAUAUCUGUGAAAUUUUGAAAAUUUAGAAUUUGUACUACAGGAAAAAAACCCUCAGGAACAUUCAUAAUUUUGUAGUCAAUGAAAAAUCUUUUAGUACAUGAGUGUACUAAAAUAUUUAAGACUAUUAAAUUUAGUUUAUUUAAUUCGAAACAGUGAUAUUCAAAUAGGAAAAUAAUCAUUUUAAACUAAAACGAAAUAAUUUAGAGAUGAGUGUGUUUAAAAAUUAGCACAUGUACUAAUCCAAAUUGAAAAAAAUGAGUUGAGAAUUAAAUUUAUCAUCAAGAAGUCUCAAGCUUGAGACUCUAAUCUUUCUUAAGAACUUCUCUACGUUAUUUGCUUCCAAUCUUUGCUCCACAUCCUCUUCAUUUAACUGAAAAUCUCGCGAGAAAAAUUAUUGAAUAAGAAACUACAUUUUCAUAUUAAAAAAAAUAUACACUACCUUCCAAAAAGUCCUUUUUAGGAUUUUGAAGGAGAAAAGGUCAAGUCAUUAACAUUUUUUUGUCAAUUGAAGGUUAAAUUAAUUCACGAAAAUGCUAAUAUGGUUUCUGACGUACUGAUAGAUCAGAAUGCUUUUGAUGCCGAACUCUUCCAUAAUUAUUACUAUUUGAUAUUUUGAAAUAUACUAGCUCAGUGUCAAGGGGUGAUUGAAUGUAUUACUCAUGGUGUACUUAUACGCCGAUUUAUCCGUAUUUGUGGAAGAAUGCACAAAUAUCUGGAGAUAUUUGUUCAUGAACCCGCAAGAUCUGGUAAUCUUUGUACUAAAAACGAGCAAUCUGGCGAUAUUUGUGCAAGAAUCUGCGAGUUGUAGUAAUUUUUGUACUAAAAUCGUGCGAUCUGGCAAUCUUUGUUCUAAAAUCUCGUAAUCUGGCGAUAUAUGACAAGAUGUUUGUGCUAAAUUGCGCAAUUUUGCAAUAUUUGUGCUAAUAUCGAAAGAUCUGGCGAUAUUUGCACUAGAAUCGUGGAAAUUUGCAUUUUUUGUACUAAAAUUGUGCAAUCUCGCAGAGGAUUUGACGAUAUUUGUGCAAGAAUCUGAAAGAUCAUGUGAUUAUUGCACUAAAAUCGAGCAACCAGUUGUCUUGAUAUUACAGACAAAUGAUGUGGCGAUAUUUGUGCAAUAACACGCGCAGGAUUUGGCGAUUUUUGUACUAAAAUUCUGCAAUCUAGCUAUCUUCGGAUCUUUGUGCUAAAAUCAGGGGAUCUGUAGGAAGAAUAUACAAGAUCUAGUUAUUUUUGUACCAAAAUCUUGCUGAGACCUGGCGAUAUUAGACGAGAUAUUUUUGAUGAAUUGCGCAAUUUUGCGAUAUUUGUGCUAAAAUCGAAAGAUCUGGCGAUAUUUGUACUAAAAUAGUGGAAAUUGACGGUUUUCGUACUAGAAUUAUGCAAUAUGGCAGAGGAUCUGACAAUAUUUGUGUAAUAAUCUGAAAGAUCUUGUAAUUAUACUACUAAAAUCGAGCAACCUGCUGUCGUUGUGCUAAAAUCGUAUGAACUUGCUGUAUUUGUUCAAUAACACGGGGAAGAUCUGCUGAUUUUUGCGCUAGAAUUCUGCAGUCUCACUGUCUUUGGAUCUUUGUGCUAAUAUCAAUGGAUCUAGGAAUAAUGUUUGAAUAAUCUGCAAUAUCUAGUAAUUUUUGUACUAAAAUCAUGCGAUUUGGCAAUCUUUGUGCUGAAAUCACGAGAUCUUGCGGUAGUUAAUGAGAUGUUUAUGCUAAGUUGCGUAUUUUUGCAAUAUUUAUCCUAAAAUCGAAGAUCUAGCGAUAGUUGUGCAAGAAUCCACGAGAUCUUGUUAUUUUUGUAGUAAAAUCGGGCAACCUGUCGACGUCGUUGUGCUAAAAUCGCGUGAUCUUCCAGUAUUUGUGCAAUAGCACGCGCAAGAUUUGGCGAUUUUUGUACUAAAAUUCCGCAGUCUCGCUCUCUUCGGAUUUAUGUGCUAAUAUCAGUGGAUCUAGCAAUACUUAUGUAUGAAUAAUUUGCAAUAUCUGGUAAUUUUUGUACUAAAAUCGUGCAAUCUGGCAAUUUUUGUGCUGAAAUCUCGAGAUCUAGCGGUAGUUAAUGAAAUGUUUAUGCUAAUUUGCGCAUUUUUGCAAAAUUUGUGCUAAAAUCGAAGAUCUGGCGAUAUUUGUACAAGAAUCCACGAGAUCUUAUUAUUUUUGUACUAAAAUAGGGAAACCUGCCGUCGUCGUUGUGCUAAAUUCGUGUAAUCUUCAUCUUUUGGUAUUUGUGCAAUAACACGCGCAAGAUCUUGGGUUUUUUUUACUAAAAUGCUGCAAUCUCGCUAUCUUCCGAUCUUUGUACUAAAAUCGGAGGGCCUUGAAAUGCUUAUGAUGAACCUGCGAGAUCUUGCAAUAUUUGUGCUCAAAUUUCGGUAUCUUGCGAUUUUUGUACUAAAACCAUGCGAUCCGUCAAUCUGUACUAUAAUUACGCGAUUUUUGCGCUUAUUGCUCACCAAAAUGCCUUCUUAAUCAUCUCUUGCACAUCAGUUUAAUGUUAUUGUCUUUAAAAUGGAAAAAUCUAUUCAAGUAUUAGCAACUUUUCAAUUUGAUUGUCCAUUUUCAAGAAGAAUCAUAAAAUCAGCAUUGCAAAUCGAUUCCAUUAUUCCAAUUGGCAAGUUUUAUUUGACAAAAAGUACAUUCCUUUCAGUAUUAAAUUAAUACUCAUUUAGUACUAAAACUUAAAAAAACUUGUCGGAUAAUUUCAAACAGAAUCCCUCUUUCCAUUUAGUGUUUUUUUUUGCAAAAGAAUGCAUAAACGAUCUAAUCAGACACCCUUUUUUGUAUUCUACUUACGAAAUAAUUAUUUUUAAUUGUUUUUUUUUAUAUAGUGUUUCCUAUCAAUAAUCGUGGAUACGAGUAAAAUGCUUCAAUACCAUAAAUAAAGGUUUUCAAAGUGUAAUAAAUAAUAUUUGUCGAAGAAACAGAUAAGAAUGAUAUAUAAACGAUAUAUGGGAAGGAAAGUAAAGUCGCUUGAUAGUGUAUUAUGGGAGAGAAAGCGGGGGGUGAAAAAUGUGUUUUUACAAUUUAGUAAGAGAGAGGAAAAUCCUAAUCAAAAUGCCAUUUUUUUGGACAAAAUCACUGAGUAUUUAUGGACAAAAGAAAAUGGGAAAUACGAUGUAUUAUCUCUCAGAAAAAAAAUAUUUAGAUCAUAAGGAAUGAAAGAAAUUCACGAUAAAACAUUGUCUUGCAUUAUUUUGUGCAUUGUAUCGAAUUGUAGAGAAUUUCUUUUCUAUUUUAGCUUUUUAUUAUUUCUCUAUCCUGAAUUUCCUAGAGAAAAAGGGAAUUUUUUCAAUAGUCAUAUUUCUAUGGACUUUAAAAAAAAAUAAUUAGAAAACUCUAAAAAAGAUAUUCAAAGUAAAUAAAUGAAUAAUAAAAAAAAAACAAACGGCAAAAAAAUCUACGGACUUAAUCUACUAGAAAGCAGGAACAGAAUAAUUCUUAUUCUCGCAAUUUUUGUCGAUGCUACAUAAAAAAAUGACCAUUUAAUAAAACUUUUUAAUAAAUGUUUCGCUAAGAAAAAAAUAAUUCCGCACGAUGUGAAUGGAAUACGCGAAUUGCAUAGACUAAGUAAAAAAAAAACAAGUAAUAAUAAAAUAAAGCAGGAUUUCAGUGAAUAAUAUUCAACUUACAGACUUUUAAAAAAAUAAUUAAGAAAUGACAAAAAAAAACGGUGAGAAAAUGAAACCAUCAAACAUGAGUGUGAUUUUCGAAAUAUUUUAUCAAUAGACAAUUUUACUUAUAGAAAGGAAAAAAUUUAUACAUUUUACACUAAACUUGGAUAGUUAAGGUGAAAUAAUGUUUCUUAAUUUGAUAAAAUUUUUAUUUCAUGGAAUAAAGAAAAA